AUGGCUCAUACUUCAUAUUAUACGAGCGUCCUGCUUGGGCUAUUUGCAAUCCAGACCGCCGCUGCCCCGGACUGCAAUCCGGCAACCUUCCAAUCCCUUACCCUGAGUAACAUUGAGAUUCUGUCUUAUAAUGUCACACAAUCCAAAGCAACCGUGGACUUCUGCAAGAUUUCUCUGAAGUAUACGCACCCAGGACAAAACGAUGUCGUCAAUACGUGGAUAGGCCUACCUCUGGAUCCCACCAAAUGGAACUCUCGCUUCCAGAUCGCCGGUGGUGGUGGUUGGAGUGCUGGCAGUGAAAGCACCAUCCUUUCGCCAGUAGCCGCUGGAUAUUCUUCGUCGUCAACGGACGGUGGGCAUAGUGCCACACAAAGCACCGCGGAUUGGGGACUUGUAAGCCCAGGCAAUACGAAUUGGCCAGCGCUUGAUGACUUUGCAAGCGUGGCUCUGAAUGAAGCGGCGUCGCUGGGAAAGUUAGCUACUGAGAUAUACUACGGAUCAAAGCCCACGUACUCUUACUGGAAUGGUUGCUCAACUGGUGGCCGUCAGGGCCACAUGAUGGCUCAACGGUAUCCUGAGCAGUUUGAUGGCAUUGUUGCUGGCUCUCCAGCGAUUAACUGGCAACGGUUCCAGUUGCAACAGUAUUGGUCGGACUUCAUGGCGCAAGUACUUGGUAGGCCAUCUCCCCCUGCAACAAACCAGAAGGCUCUAGCUAACACGUUGCAAGACAUCAGUCCUCCCGCAUGCGUCCUUCAAGCCAUCACCAAUGCGGCAACAACAGCGUGCGACAGUCUAGACGGCGUCCAGGACUCAGUAAUAUCAUUCCCAGGCAGGUGCAAGUUCGAUGCAAAGACUUUGAUUGGACAGACGGUCAACUGUACGAGACCUCAAGGAACAGUUAUCAUCACAGAUAAGGUGGCUGAACUUGCAAAUGCUAUCUGGCAGGGACCGACGUCAGUUGAUGGUGACUUCCAAUGGUAUGGGAUACAUCCCGAUGCUUCAUUGACAGGUCUGCUGUCUACCAGCUGUCGGGCCGUGGACAAUUGUACCGUGAUACCGUUCCAAAUUGGCAUCGACUGGCUGCAAGUUUUCCUUGCCAGAAACGCUUCCUACGACACUACGACAAUCAGCAGGGAGCAAUGGGAUCAUUUCUUCCGUCAAUCUGUUGACGAGUAUACCUCAAUCAUUGGCACGGAUAAUCCAGACUUGACCAAUCUGAGGAAAGCCGGCACCAAACUACUUGCCUGGCACGGGACACAAGAUCCACUGAUUCCAUCGAAUGGGACAAUCGACUACUAUGAGCGUGCCAGCUCUUUCAAUGGGGACAUGGCCGAUUACUAUCGAUUCUUUGUGGCGCCUGGUGUUGGCCAUUGCGGUGGCGGUCCCGGUCUUGAUCCUAGCGGCACUGUAUUCGAUGCCCUUCGCGCGUGGGUGGAAAACGGCACUGCUCCAGAUUCUCUCCCUGCCUCUGGGCCGGCAGUCGGAGUUGCGGAUAAGCAAGCAAAGAGGAGCAUUUCGCUUUGUGCUUACCCCAAGGUGCUGACUUAUGUCGGGCCAAACCCUAAUGAGCAGUCAUCAUUUAUUUGCGAGUGA
Neoarthrinium moseri is the source of this 1593-nucleotide messenger RNA. RefSeq lists its product as uncharacterized. The record is from RefSeq and is a predicted model, not a curated record. Lineage: Eukaryota; Fungi; Ascomycota; Sordariomycetes; Amphisphaeriales; Apiosporaceae. The coding region runs from base 1 to 1593 and encodes 530 amino acids. The transcript has a single exon.